This is a messenger RNA of Topomyia yanbarensis, 627 nucleotides long. RefSeq lists its product as uncharacterized. The record is from RefSeq and is a predicted model, not a curated record. Lineage: Eukaryota; Metazoa; Arthropoda; Insecta; Diptera; Culicidae. The transcript has a single exon. The coding region runs from base 1 to 627 and encodes 208 amino acids.
AUGAAGCGAGUACCGGGUGAGCAGAAUAUCGCCGAUGCUCUUUCGCGGUUGAUUCAAGAAGCGGAAAAAACAAUACCAUUUGAGGAAGAGGAUGACAAUCAUUUUUUGUUUUCUCUGGACGCUGGAUUUAUGGACAUCACGUGGGAAGAAAUAGAGCGACAUUCAGAAAAUGACGAAGAACUUGAACUAGUACGAGGAGCAAUCACAUGCAGGCAUUGGCCUGUUGGAUUGCGCAGAUUUGAAGUUCAAAAAGAUAAUCUCCAUGUAUUAGGGUCCCUCUUCUUCAAAGAUGAUAAGUCAAUACUUCCAUACCAAUUACGCCUUAAAGCAAUGCAGCUGUCACAUUCUGGUCAUGUGGGAGAAACAGCGAUGAAAAGCAUUAUGCGCGAGUUUUUCUGGUGGCCAGGUAUGGCAUCGGAUGUCGUGAAAUAUGUGAAACAGUGCGAGACCUGUACAACGCUAUCCAGGAAGAGUCCUCCAGUUCCACUAUCGAGCCGAGAGCUGCCAGACGGACCGUGGCAGAUAAUUCAGAUUGAGUUUCUGUCGAUGCCCACAUUUGGUUCCGGACUCUUUCUGGUCCCAGUCGACUCUUAUUCGCGCUACCUAUCAAUUAUCCAAUCCAAUUAA